Molecule: messenger RNA, 3889 nt
Organism: Oncorhynchus mykiss (rainbow trout)
Lineage: Eukaryota; Metazoa; Chordata; Actinopteri; Salmoniformes; Salmonidae
Source: RefSeq, a predicted model, not a curated record
UCCCUGAAGCCCUAAACAUCCAAUCCUGUUCUAGUCCGAGGGUUACAUAAACUCUUCUUUUAUAAAAAGACUGUUGCUUCUCCUCUCAGUACCGUCUCCAAUUAUCUCAGUCCAUUUCGGGAGUCGAGCCGGUCAUUUUCUGACGUGGCCGGAACAUGCAUUUUGGCGCAAAGCAGAUGUUGAAUUCAUUCGAGUUGUAUUAUUAACAGAUUGGCUAUUUUUACUUGUUGGUGUGAGUUUUCCCCACCCAAGUCACUUUCUUGCAUCAAAAGAGACAGUUUACAAGAUCAUUACAACUUAAAAACGACAAAAAUGGCACUAAAGAAUAAAAUCCUUCAUCUGAGCUGCAGGAGUGUUUUGGGAGAAGUGCUCAACAAGAGGUUUGCCAGUAAUUCUCGCGCGCUGCUCAAAUCUGCAACCAGCGAGUCGCUCCGGAUCUGUGCGACCGGACAAGAGACUUUCCCGGGGGAUUUGAUCCCACCGGGGGCCAGGGCGGAGGUGGUCGCUAAGGAGACCCGGAUCAAAAGUCUAAAAGAGAUGCCGGGACCCAGCGCCGUCAGCAACCUGAUCGAGUUCUUUUACCGGGACGGUUUCAGUAGGAUCCACGAAAUACAGAUGGAACACUCUCAGAAGUAUGGGAAGAUCUUUAAGUCUCGUUUCGGCCCCCAGCUGGUUGUGUCUAUCGCAGGGCGGGAUCUGGUUGCCGAGGUGCUGAGGACGGAGGGUGUGGCCCCGCAGAGAGGCAACAUGGAGUCCUGGAAGGAGUACCGCGACCUGAGGGGCCGAUCUACCGGACUUAUCUCAGCGGAGGGUGAGGACUGGUUGAAGAUGCGUAGCAUCCUCCGUCAGCUGAUCAUGAGACCGAAGGACGUGGCUCAGUUCUCUGACGACGUGAAUGCUGUGGUGGAGGACCUGGUGAAGAGAGUGGAUACGCUGAGGAGCCAGCAGUCAGACGGACUCACUGUACUCAAUAUUAACGAUCUGUUUUUCAAAUACGCAAUGGAAGGUAUGGCAGCCAUCUUGUACGAGGACCGUCUGGGCUGCUUGGAGAAUGAGAUUCCUCAGAAGAGCCAGGACUACAUCGCAGCCCUGCACCUGAUGUUUAGUUCCUUCAAGAUGACCAUGUACGCCGGGGCCAUCCCCAAGUGGCUCAGAACCGUCAUCCCCAGACCCUGGGAGGAGUUCUGCAGCUCCUGGGACGGACUCUUCAGUUUCAGCCAGAUCCAUGUAGAUAAGCGUCUGGGGGAGAUCCAGGAUCUGGUGUCCCGAGGAGAGACGGUGAAGGGGGGGCUUUUAACUCACAUGCUGGUGACCCGAGAGAUGAACCUGGAGGAGAUCUACGCUAACAUGACUGAGAUGUUACUGGCUGGGGUGGACACGACAUCAUUCACCCUGUCCUGGGCCUGCUACCUCUUGGCCCGUCACCCUGAGGUCCAGCAGGAGAUCUACGAGGAGGUGACGAGGACUCUGGGACACGGGACCAUCCCCACCGCUGAUGACGUCCCCCGUCUACCCCUCAUCAGAGGACUGGUGAAGGAGACACUAAGAAUGUUUCCUGUUCUGCCAGGUAAUGGGCGUGUCACCCAGGAUGACUUGGUGGUUGGCGGUUACUUCAUCCCCAAAGGGACCCAGUUGGCUCUAUGUCACUACUCUACCUCCAUGGACGAGGAGAAUUUCCCCGGGGCUGAUGACUUCCGUCCAGACCGCUGGAUCAGGAAGGACGCUACGGACCGGGUGGAUAACUUCGGCUCCAUCCCGUUCGGCUACGGCAUCAGGAGCUGCAUCGGCAGGAGGAUAGCUGAACUGGAGAUGCACCUGGCUCUUACACAGCUGAUCCAGAGGUUCCAGAUUGGGCUGUGUCCCAUCACAGAAGAAAUCAAAGCCAAAACCCACGGCCUCCUCUGUCCUGCUGCGCCCAUCAACCUGCAGUUUGCCGACAGACAACCCUAGACCAAAACCCACGGCCUCCUCUGUCCUGCUGCGCCCAUCAACCUGCAGUUUUCCGACAGACAACCCUAGACCAAAACCCACGGCCUCCUCUGUCCUGCUGCGCCCAUCAACCUGCAGUUUGCCGACAGACAACCCUAGACCAAAACCCACGGCCUCCUCUGUCCUGCUGCGCCCAUCAACCUGCAGUUUGCCGACAGACAACCCUAGACCAAAACCCACGGCCUCCUCUGUCCUGCUGCGCCCAUCAACCUGCAGUUUGCCGACAGACAACCCUAGACCAAAACCCACGGCUGUCCUCUGUCCUGCUGCGCCCAUCAACCUGCAGUUUGCCGACAGACAACCCUAGACAGAUACACUGUUUAACUCCUUUCUUCUCCUUAUCUCUCUAGUGAGGUAAAUGGGUAAAUAACAGACAGACUGUCAGGUUUAUACCAUCCUGUACCCAGAUGCUAUUGUUCUGUGUAAACAGCCUCUAAGAUACAGGAUGUACACAGACCAUAAAUAUAUAUAUAUAUACAAUAUCAAUACUUGUUUAAUUUACAACUUUUCUAAGUCCUGUUAUCAACUGACUUCAGCACAGUGUCUGGCUGUGGAUUGGCUGCAUCGUCUGGCUGUGGAUUGGCUGCAUCGUCUGGCUGUGGAUUGGCUGCAGUGUCUGGCUGUGGAUUGGCUGCAGUGUCUGGCUGUGGAUUGGCUGCAGUGUCUGGCUGUGGAUUGGCUGCAGUGUCUUGCUUGUGGAUUGGCUGCAGUGUCUGGCUGUGGAUUGGCUGCAGUGUCUGGCUGUGGAUUGGCUGCAGUGUCUGGCUGUGGAUUGGCUGCAGUGUUUGAAUGGAAUGUUGGCAUAUUAAUAAAAAAAUUUUAUACAAAAAAACUGGAAAAAAAAACUGUGGAAAAACUGGCUAGCAAACAACCUGUGCAGUUCUAUCUACAAAAUGCAUUGCUUUACAGACUGUUUGAUUUGGUAUUUGAUUAAAGUGCUCCUUUUACGACGAUGGAUGAUUUAAAAAAGUUGUCAUGACGAUUUAAAGUUGGUUUACAGUCUAAAAAAAAGAAUUGUCAGAUAUGUGCUGGUCAUUUUUGAAAUGGCUAACGAGCUAGCAACUAACCAAAACCCCGUCGUUUAUAAUGUUGCUUUUAGUUUCCUGGCUCGUUAGAUUGACGUUAUCCUAAAUACAUUUGUUUAUUUUAUUUUAUUUAAAAUGGAUUGGUUUAUUUGGUGUUUAAAAUAGACUAGCUAUGCGAUUUGAAACAGAGACUGGAAUAACUUGUCUGUUUAGGUCAUACAUGAGCACACAGAAACUAACCCAGUGUACUUCUUCAAGUCUCUUACGAUCCUUAUACGCUCAAAAGGUUUUAAAAAAAAAAAUUUGUCUGACUGACCUUGAAUUGUUCAAACUGUUUUUUUUUGGGGGGGGGGUUUCUUCCUGGACUUGUUUCCUGGUCACGUGAGAGACCGUGACUGUUUGUUUUAUACUGUAUGUAGGAAGCACCGCAGAGAGACCGUAUUUAAGAAGAAAGGAUUGAAAUGGAGAGAGGGCUUGUUCGAAAGGGGCAGAGAAAUACGUAGACCGUAGGUUCCUUCUGUUUGAUGACGAAGAAGGUUUUUUAAAUAGAGAUUCCAGAUCUGGAAACCUAAUGGGAAAAGGUAUUUAGAAAGUGUCUUGUUGUUUUGGUGUCGUACUGCUCUGAGCAGUGAAAUGAGUCUGAGGUCAAAAAGGUGCCAGGGUCUAACCGAGUCUCCCAUGUUUUAACUUCGUAAGGAAGAGAAUUGGAUGUUCAUCUAUGAUUAGUAGACUAAUGUCCGACCAGUUUCUAUAAAUUCCACGGUAACUAAUUGAGAUGGUGGUUCCAUGUCCAAGAAUAAAGUCACUUCCUGUUGAGUUCCGUAAUAAAGUCACUUCCUGUUGAGUUCCGUAAUAAAGUCACUUCCUGUUCCGUA